UGAGGCUAAGCUCGCGCGCAGAUCUCUCUCCCCCCGCGAGCGCCAUGUACGGCAAGGGGCACGUCGACCAGGAUGCCUUCGCAUCCACCACCCAAAGCGCCAGUGCCUCGCAGCCGAAUGCGCCAGCGACAAGCAGGGCCAAACAGGCGGCAAGACAGACCAAGCAACACGCCAAGACAGCCACAAACGGUGCCACAGCCGCUCCCUCGAGCCAGGCGAGGCGCGUCGGGCCGCCGGCAGUCGAGAAGGUCUCGCCCACCAGGGUGAAUGUGGAGCUACUGAAUGAGGCGGCGGCACUGCUCGAGAAGCAGGGCGACAAAAGCCGUGAGAAUGCCGGCGUUGCCUUCAUAGAGCGGUUCGUCAAGGGCUUCAACUGGUUCAUGGCGAGCGAUGGCGUGGCCAGGAGGUUCACCAGCCUGCUGCUUGACAUGCUGGCGACCAACGGCGAUGCCACCUCGAUGGUGCUCGCGCAGCUUGUCAAGAAACUCAGGAUGAGGUGAGUGAGUGGGUGGGUGGGUGGACAGACUGACAUUGGAUGGAUGGAUGGAUGGAUGGAUGGCUUGAUGCUUUCAGGCCGAGUGACGAGGAGCUCGACGCCAAGACACCGACGAUUGUCGUCGGUGAGUGAGUAAUGAAUGACAGAGCGGGAGGGACACUCACACACGUCAUCCAUCUGGCUUGUCGCCUCCCUCUCUCGCUCUCUCUCUCUCUCUGUGUGUGUGUGUGCGUGUGUGUGUGUGUGUUGUGUGUCAGGUCGGUUUUCGUUUGAGUCCAGGGUGGCCCUGAAGCAGCGGAUACGGACCAUCAUGACCGAUGCAGGUACGCAACACAGACAGACAGACAGACAACACACUCUGUGUAUGUUUCUCUGUGUGUGCGUGUGUGCGUGUGUGUGGCAUCCAUCCCUUCACACACCUGACCUGUCAGCCGACGGUGAGGAUCUGAAGGGCGAGGAUUUCGAGCUCUUGCGAGAGGUCCUGAGGUACCAUCCCAGAGCCGACUACAAACAAAAAGGUAAGGCGCGUUUGACGCCCGACGGCCGAUCGGCCUCUCUCUGUGGAGUGGCGAUGUGUGUGUGUGUGUGUGUCUGUCUACAGACUGUGUGGGUAUCUUCGUGGCCCGCCAUCCGAAUGUCAAGUUCGACUGCCGGGCAUUCUUCGUCCGGAGGAGCGUCGGUGAGUUAGUUGAGGGAGGGAGGUAGGGAGCUGUUGAGUCAGGCAUGCAUUGACCCAACCCAAGCCAGCUCACACCACACCACACCACACACACAAGCCAACGAACACACCACACCACCCUGUGUCUGUCUGCUGCUGCAGGAAUGCACGAGGACUUCAGCUACGUCCGGUGUGUGGACGGCCUCCCCUCCGCGGACGCCUACGCCUACGAGAGGAUAUGCGACGCCAUCGACCGUGUCUGCAGCUUCUUCCCACAGGCCACCCAGCUGCUGGUCAAGGUCCUGGGCGACAACCAGCCGCACCACCGCAAGAACGUCGAGGAGCACCAGAACUACACCCGCAGCAUGCUCUGGCUCUGCAGACGCAAGCCGCAGAUGCGCGCGGGGAUACUCAAGCUCUUCAUUGCGAGGCUCAUCGACUUCGACGUCGAGAUUAAAGAGGUGUUGUCGGGCGUGGUGUGGUGUGCUGUGGUGUGGAUGGGCGGGUGAUGAGUGUGCGUGUGUUGUGUUGUGUUGUGUUGUGUUUGUGUGUAGGACGAUCCCAACUCGAUAGACAUUGAGGAGUACGAGCUGUGGAAGCGCGAGCAGCUCAACUUCCUCUCUGUCCAGGUGUCCGUCGGCGCCAAAGACCCCGCAGAGGCACAAAAACUCCUGAGUGAGUCAGCCAGCCAGUCAGCCAAAUCACAUCACAUCACACACACCGACACGUCAACAUCAACACUGCCUGACGAAUGAGUGAAUGAAUGCACCGAACCAUCCAUCAGAUGACGAGGAGCGCCUCCGCCAGCUCUACCGGAUGAGGCGGGGCGAGGAGGACAUCGACAAAAUGGCACAGGGCCUGGGUAAGUCAGUGAGCGACAUCAACACGCGUGUACUGUACGUGACAAUGAUUGGCCCAUGUCCUCUCCCUCCCUUUCCCGUCUCCAUUUCAGACCACCUCAUGUCGAUGGGCUUCGACUUCCUGCAAGCCGAGCUGCUCUCGCUCAGCCACAGCCCGCCCGUUAACCCGAUCAAACCAGAUCCCGACACAGACGGGGCCACACCACCACAGCCACAACAGCCACAACAGCAGCAGCAGCAGCUGCAGCAGCAGGCCUCCAGUAUCAGCAGCAAGAGGGGCCGGGGUUUGAGUGUGGCGCACUGUGAGGGCGACGUGCUCAUGGACGAGCUGCUGAUGAUCUUCGAGCAGAUCGUCUUGCCCACACACAGGUGAGGUGCCUGCACACACACACACACACACAUACACACCCUCAGACAAACAGGGGAGGCGCGUGUGAUGGUGUGGUGGUUGUUCUUUCUUGUGGUCUCUCUCUGUGUGUUGGUUGCAUCGCAUCAAUCCCCUAGGUGCCGUCACACCCAGUUUCUGCUCUUCUACGCGACGAGCCUCAAGCCGGCGUGGGCGGAGCGGUUUCUGCAGCUCCUCUUUGACCGCCUCUAUGACUCCAACGUAUACGUCGCCACGGUACGUGACGUGAAUAUAUGUGUGUGUAAACACCCACAAGCCUUCUCGUCUCUGUGAGUGAGUGCCUUCAUCGUCCGUGUGUCUGUCCCUCGUUCGAUGCCAGCGUCGCAAGUGCGCCUUCUACAUCGCUUCCUACGUCUGUCGGGCUGAGUUCCUGCCGGUGAGCAACCAGCCAACACCACACCACACCACACCACACCAAUGCCAAUGGAUGCAUCAGUCAGAGGCAGUGCGUGUGGAUGGAUGGAUGGUCUGGUGGGUUUGGUUUCUCUUGCUUUUUGCCUUUCGUUCCUCUCAUCAGCUGGAGUUUUCCCGGCAGAGCCUGGUCUACCUUCUGGGGUUCCUGCACCAGCACUGCAACAAACUCGCCAUCACCAACACACCCCACAACGUCCGUGAGCCAACAGAACAGCCAGCCACUGACUUGACCCAACACAUCACAUCACAUCACAUCACAUCACAUCACACACACGCGCCUGUCUCGGGGGGUGAGGUGCACUUCUCUCUCUUGAAUCAGACGGCGGAGCGGGCGGCAGGUUUAUUGCGCGCCGGCAGCGCGUCGGCCUACCCCAUCAACCCCGAAGGCAACCGCACCCUCUUCUACGCGGUGUGCCAGGCCGUCUGCUACAUCGUCUGCUACCACGGCGCCGCCUUUAUGGCCGACACAAGGAACGGCGGGCUCGACUCCAUCCUGCAUGGAGAACAGUCGCUCAUCGCCAUCUUGCAGAGCCCCUACAGGCCGCUUGCGAACAUACGCAAGGGAAUCGCCACGUGAGCUGAGUGUGUUUCUGUUUGUUCUGUUUGUGAGGGUGCCGGUGGGGUGCAUGGCGUGGCGCGGCGUGUUGUGCGUGGGUGUGGUUGUCAGGGAGCUGAGGAACUUGUUCCAUCGUCUGCCGGGGUACGAUUACCUCAGGCCGCUGUUCGAGCAAGACGCUGCGGUGGGUCGGUGGGCGGACGGGAUUGACACACACACACUCCCUGCUCCUUCGUGUCAAUCCAAUCCACCACCUUGUUUGUUCUUGUCAGGGCGGCGGCGGCGACCACGGCGGGGGCGAGCUGGAAGCAAUGACAGACGACUCAUUCGGUGAGGGAGUGCAGCAAACACACCGAAGACCCACAGCGGCAGGAAAUAUCGGAAUCCCAUGCCGUUGCUCUCUCUGUUUUGGUGGGUGGAUGCCUCGCAGAUCCUGUGGAUGCGAUGUUUCCCUUCGGUCCCUACCGUCUGCGCCACUCGGUGCGGUUCGUGCAGGACAAGUACCGUGACUACGCCGCGCCCGCCCUGGCAGACAUAAAGGCAGAGGGCACCACACAGUUGGCCCUCCCCGACCAGGCUGCCAUCAGGAACACCAGCAUGACCAGCAGCUCGGUAAGACAUACAGACAGACGUGCUGCUUGACAAGAGGGUGUCUGGAUGGAUGGAUGGAUGUGCACUCUCUCUCCCUCUGUCUCUCUGUGUGUGUGUGUGUGUGUGUGUGUGUAUCAGGGUGGUGGGGUCGGCAGCAGUGAGGGUGGGCGUGAUUCUGAGGCGCUUGUGGGGAUGGAGGAGGCCAUUAUCUAUGAGGAGGAGGAUGACACUGAGGGGUUCGAUAGGCUGCAGGUACACACAUUCACUCUCACACACACGGACCGACAAGAAACGCGUCACUCUUUUCCACGUGUAUGUGUGUGGAUUGCGCCCUUUUCUUCAGUCCGACCGUCGGGUGACGGCCAUGACGGCGAGUAUGUGCGAGGAGGAUGACGAGGACGAAGACGCACCCAUGUCAGACGACCACGGAGAAGACGAGGACGACGGUAAGAGUAGAGUGUAUGCCACGCCAUGCCAUGCAAUGCCUUGCCCUAUCUGUCGUGACUCCGUUCCUUUCUGCACCCCUCCUGUGUGUGUGUCUGUGUCUGUGGGUGUGCAGUGUUCAGCCCCGACCUGAAGCCCUCGGCCUCCUUCUUCCCCCGACCUGAAGCCCUCAGCCCCCUGCUGGCCACCAAGGAUGGCGGCCCCAUGCUGGCAGACAGCGACCCUGUCGACGCCACCCAGCACCACGACACACACCACGAGUGCGACAUGCAACUCAUGGACAUUGACGUAAGCGCGCUUGCGAAGGCAACGAGGCGGGCAAGGAGGAAGGCAUGGCAACAUUCCCUCGUGUGUGUGUGUCUCUUGGGUGCAGGAGGAGGGCGAAGAGGCGUAUGAAGCAGACGAGCCCUUCACGAUCGAGCCCUUCACGAUCGAGCCCUCCGCACACACGCUGUCAUCGUCCCUCCGCCAGACCACCCCCCUCCCGCACUCGCCCAACAUGUCCCCUCCCCUCCCAGCACUCAACCCACCGCACACGCCCGAGUCACCCAAGCCGCCCGAAGGCCCCUCGUCAUCUCUCGAGCGCAUCCUGCAGUGCCCCGCCUUCAAACGGUCGGGCUUGCGUGGCACCAGCAGCAGAGACUCAGACGAGUGUGAGUCACCCGAGAGCCGUCGGUCGAGCCUCCGGGAGCGGCCCUGGAGCUACGACCACAGCCCGGGCCACUCUUUCCGCAACGACACGCCGGGCAGCUCGGUGCUCGAGACGCCAAUGCUGCAGAAUGGCGCGACGAAGAGGGAGUUCUCGCCGCCCUUUGAGUCGCUCCCGCCCCCACUGACGACGUCGACAGUGACAAAGGCAGCAGCCAUGGGCGGUAUGAUGCUGCGGGAGUCGUUCCGGGCGGCCAGCGGCCCGCUCCCGCCCACGUCGCCGCUGUCACUCAAGGGCAAGAUGCUGAACCCUAGGGGUCUCUUCACACAUGGCAAGAUGCCCACUCAGACGAGACGGCCAGGCCGCAAGAAUUCGACAGGGAGCGAGGGGUCGUCGAGCAGCUGCCUGAGCAGCACCGCAGGCAAGGGCGGCAAGGGCGGGCGGAACAAGGCCGGGCUGGUGAGGAAGACCAUGAAGGAAGAUGGCGGCGCAUAAUAAAUAUGCACAGACAGAGGCAGGUGGGCAGAUGGGGAGGUGGGCGGGCUAGACGGUGGUCACAAGAGAGAGAGAUGGGACGGGCCAGCCAGGUCAGCAGCAGCAGGGUGUCUUGCUUGCUCAUACAGCAAGGGCGAUAAGAUCACUCACGCCGCUGUCUGUCUGUCUGUCUGUCUGUCUGUCGGUUUAUGUGGCCGUCAAUCCAUUCAUCCAUUCAUCCAUCCAUCCAUGCAGUGGUUGGUCGGGGCGGGAUAAGGUGUGUGUGGCUCGGCGUGGGGUCUAUGUGCCUGUGGUGUCGGUGAGUGCUGUUUUUUUUUGGUCGUUCGUAUCGGUCUCAACGUUGGGCUGGGGGGGAUGUUUCUCUCUCAGUUGGGCUGAUUGACUGAUUCCAUGUCCAUGUCCAUGUCUC
Messenger RNA from Vitrella brassicaformis, 5978 nucleotides. The record is from the annotation of a GenBank genome assembly. NCBI's taxonomy places the organism in Eukaryota, Vitrellaceae.